This is a messenger RNA of Pseudomyrmex gracilis, 2088 nucleotides long. Its product is annotated as protein ANTAGONIST OF LIKE HETEROCHROMATIN PROTEIN 1-like. Bases 1125 to 2072 code for a protein of 315 amino acids. Lineage: Eukaryota; Metazoa; Arthropoda; Insecta; Hymenoptera; Formicidae. The transcript has 6 exons. The record is from RefSeq and is a predicted model, not a curated record.
UUGAAACUNUCCAGGAGCUACAGUGACUCCAAAAGGCAUACGAUUGUACACGUAAAAACCACGAUGAGUAUUGAUUCUGUGAAAAUAUUCAUCUAGCAAAGGAAGUGGAUGACGAUUAGGUUCCAAGGAAGCAUUAAGUCCCGUUGAAAAAUCUGCACAAAUCUUAAUCAAGCCAUUCUUUUUGCGUACCACAACAAUCGGUGUCGCCUACUGUGAAUAUUUGAUGGGUGAUAUAAUUCCAUUUUGCUCGAGACGAUCGAGCUCAGCAUCGACUUGCGGCAAAAUUGCAUAAGCGACUGGGCGCUUCGGCUUGAAAAUCGGCUUAGCAUCUGGUUUUAAAUAAAGUUUGACUUUUGCUUUUGUGCAACGCCCCAAACCACUUGCAAAAACAUCUUGAAAUCUGCGCUGAAAUUCGGUGAUAUCGAAUUGCGAUUUAUUGACAUUGACUAAAUGGCAAAAAGUGUUCAAUGAUUGAUUCCACAGAUUAAAUGCAGAGAUCCAAUCUAACCCCAUUAUAUUCAAAGCUGGAUUUGAAGUUACAAAACAUUGAAGCUGCUUGGUGACUCUCUGAAAAGCUACUGUACAGGUAAACUCUUGAGUGAAAUGAAUUGAAUUGCUGGAUGCAUCUCGAGCAACAUGCGAAGUGAUCGUUCCUGAAGAGCUUUUAUCACCAGACUUGGGUUUAACUUUCUUACUGGACGCGCAAUAACCAUCUCUAUGACCGACAACUUUACAUUUUUGACACUUGUGUGUUUUAAAAGUACAGUCUUUGGAGAAAUAUUGCACAAGAGCAACCGUCCCAACGUCUGCGGUUUGAUUUUGCACCAUCGAAUUAUCGUGUUUAAGAUUAACCAUUCGUUGACAUUCGACGGCUAACUGUAUGUUCGAAAAUAGAGUCGGUUACUGCCAGUAAAAACAGUUCCGUUGGCAGCAGUGAAAUUUACUGGUGCUGCGUUUCGUGUCUUCCAGCAGUAAAGUCAGUAAAAUAGCUAAGUAGUUCAAACAAUAAUUUUGAGGUUAAAAACUAAUUGUAUUAAUUUAUUAUUUUAGAUUUUUAGUACAUCAAAUUCGAUUUUAGUUGUUUGAUAGACUAUUUUUUUUAAUAGAAUAAAUAGUGAGUAAUUAUGCAAAAAUAUAUUUUAUUGGACAAUAUUAUUUUNGAAUCUUCUACUAGUGAAUUGUCUUCGAGUGACAGCGACGAUAAUGAGUUAUUAAAUAUUAUAAUAAAUAAUAACAAUGAUAAAAGAAAAAUACGAAAAAUUAGAAAUUAUAUGGAAUAUGUUGUUGCACUAUACACAGAUGUCGAAUUUAAGUCGCAUUUUAGAAUGGAACGUAAUACUUUUAAUUUUUUGCUACAUUUAAUUNGACCAAACUUGAAUAAUAUUCCAUUCCAAGGAAAAGAACAAAUUGAUGUUACUAAACAACUACUGAUUACUAUUUAUGUCUUAGCAACACCAGAUUCGUAUCGAUCCAUAAGUAAACGAUUUAAUGUGUCCAAAUCAACUGCUUGGUUCACUGUAAAGAGAGUAGUUCAAGUAAUAUAUAGCAUUCGCAAUUUGUUUAUUAAAUGGCCUACUUAUGAAGAAGCUAAAAAUACUUGGACAAAUAUUCAGAUAUCGUAUGGCUUUUCUAAGGUUUUGGGCAUUAUUGAUGGAACACACAUAAACAUUCCUCGGCCGAAAGAAGACGCUAAUAGUUAUAUAAACAGAAAAGACAGAUUUUCUGUACAGUUACAAGUAAUAUGUAAUAGUAAUUUAUCAUUUAUUCACGUAUUUGCUAGAAUGCCAGGAUGCGUUCAUGAUAUGCGCGUGUUUCUUUAUUCUGGUGUACAACAAUAUUGUACNCCAGAAUAUUUUCCUCGCGAUAGCCAUUUAUUAGGUGAUGCAGCAUACAGUAUCCAAAAAACUGUCAUGGUGCCAUUCUAUGAUAAUGGUCACUUAACUAGAGAACAAAAACAAUUCAAUCAUCGUUUAUCAUCUGCCCGAAUAACUGUAGAAAAAUCAAUAGGAUUGUUAAAAGGACGAUGGCGAUAUUUAUUAAAUAAAUUGCCUAUGACAAGAACAAAAAUUUAAUUCCUUAUUACAUAAU